AUGAAUGAUAAAAAAAAGACAGAUUCAAGGGAUGUUUUUGGUAGAAAUUUGUCAUACUUAUUGUCCUGUCAUCAAGGAAGAGAUAAAUUGAGAUCCAUCGAUUUAUGUUCGUACGAUUUAGAAAGUGGUUACACACCUUUGCAUGCUUGUUUGAAGUUGGGCUACUUGCAUAAAGCUUUCAUUCUCUACCAGAUCUGGAAGAAUGAUUCUUCAGUUUCUCAAAUAUCACAGGAAAAUAUCUGGGAGAAGAAAGAUCGUGAGGGCCUUACACCUAUGGAACUCUUUCGGUGUGAGAACGAGAUUUGGAACUUGAAAGUCUUACCCAUAGCUUUGUAUCCUGAAAAAGUCGGGGAAGGAAACGAAAACUCAUCUCUGAUACACUGGCAGCCGCGAUUCAAAGACAGUGAGCAACAAGGUGCAUAUCCAAGCAUACUUGAACUAAGAGAACUUUACCACACAUAUCGAGGUGGGCGCGAACUUUUCACUUUCGGUUCUAAUAUAAACAUGCAACUGGGAACGGGAGAUUCGGACGAUAGGCAAAAGCUUUUUAAAUUGGAUGAGUAUCAGCUUGGUGGAGGACAAGGGCUUGACAGAGUUAGAUUCAAGUCUACCAUAAUGACAAGAUACCAAUCGCUCCUCGUCACUACCGAUGACAAAAUAUUUAUAGCAGGUAAUGCGAGCAGGGGAAGACUAGGCAAUGGUACGUUAAACGUAGCGAAUUUUAAACACACACAGGUAAAUCUCGACUCUGCUGGCAUAAAGCAAGUAACGGCUAGUGAUCAUCAUGUUAUUGUUCUUACUUCAUCAAAUGAAGUUAUUUCGUGGGGAUGGAAUCGAUAUUUUCAGCUUGGUUAUUCGACUUCGUCCUACAGCAACAAGUUUAUCGAUAAGGCGGCAUCCGAAAAUAUCUGCAGUCCACAGCCUAAAAAACUUGCCCAAUGUCCAUGGAAGAAAACUUGGUCAGGUGAAGUGCAAUUUAUUGCGUGUUCCAAGGUACACUCCUGUUUGAUCGACGAUAACAACUAUUUGUAUUCUUGGGGCUUAAAUUUAGGACAAAUGGGAGUCGCAAAAAACUUCAAUAAAGAACUCGAUACAUUUCAUGCUGGCCAUCGCGGCUGCGUUGUAUCCUGCCCAUCGGGAAUAAAAUUGCCAGAUUAUGUGAGGAACAUAAAACAACUAUUAUGUACAGACUUUGCCACUUUUAUCCUUUUUGAUGAUAACCAACUUUGUGUCAUGAACGAUUACAAAAGAUUAAGAUUUACUAUUCCAAAAGCAACCUCUAAGCAACAAUCUGCAUUAAAUCAAUUCGAUGUCUUCACGCCCAUUUCUUUAAGCAAGAAAAACAGUAUCCUGAAGAUCAAAUCAUCAAAUAUUUUUGGUCUUAACUUGUCAAUCCUAUAUGAAAAUGGUACAGUAGGUAUUGUUCAGGUAAAGAACAUGGAAGAAAGUGCACACUCUUGGUCCAAGUAUCCAAAUAUAUUACCCAUAACCCUAUAUUGGAUACCGUUUUUCAAAUGGAAUAAAUGUCUAGAUUUUGAUGUCGGCGCCAAGGGUCAAUUGGUCGUUUGCACAGUGGGUGGGGAUAUUUAUAAAGCUGAAAAUCCAAAUAUCAUGCAGUUUCAUCGUCAGAGAAGCGGUAAACUAAUAUCAGGUAAAUGUAUAGGGAUAUCUUGUGAUUCGCUAUUCUCUUCAUUUGCCACAAUCAAAGAUGAUGUUGAUAUGAUAUCCAUUGGGUUUUCGAAAAACAAUCUAUAUCGAGAUUUCAACGAAGUUUCUCCAAUAAAUAACAAAAUCGGUCCAAGAACAGUGAAAGAUAUAGAAAUGAGCCAGAAAGAAAAUUUGGAAGUGAUAUAUGACAAAUUUUUGAAGCCAAUAAAAAGCCAAGAAAGCCUCCAUGGCAUGGUUGUUGAUUCCGUUCCCGAUAGUACAUCUCUGGAUAGAACUUGCGAUAGUCUAAUCAAACGAAGCAUGGAUAGCUGGUUCACUACUCCAUCCCUAGAGUGUUCAAAAAUGUAUUCAAAAUGUCGGCCAGCAGUUAUUAAUUACCCCACGGUCCCUUGCUUCAACAGGAACAGAUUCGACGUUUUGUUUCUAGACACGGCAACCAAGAAGGUAAUUGCAGGAUGCCAUAGCGCAUUGUUACAAAUUCGAUCCCCCGUAUUCAUGUCUCAGCUAAUGAAAAAUGGGUAUAUCUCCUAUGAAGACGAAUACGGAGUUCAGAUGCAACUUCAGGGCUGGCCUAACUUCCGUGGCCACCAACUAUUGAUUGAAGUGGCAUCCAAUAAAUUACCAGCAGGUGCUCUUCUUUACGCCUUACACUUUAUGUACACGGAUGAGAGGCCUCAAUGUUUAAACAAUGUGGAUGCAGCACUUAAAAGAAAUCUAGAACUAGCAAUGCUUCAGUUUCUCAGGAUACUAGAUAUCAAUGUGAGCUCGUACAAAAAUGAUAGAUUGCCUGGCAUUUUGAUGCAUUUAUUAGACAUCGAAAAUAGUGCAAAUUACAAUGACCUUUUCUCAAAGCCUGAUGUAACUAUUCAUCUGGCCGAUAGCACCAUUUUGAGGUCAUAUUCUUUUGUUCUCGCCUCGAGAUGUGCUUAUUUUGAAUCCUUGCUCUCUCCUGAUUGGAUGCACGAACAUGAUUCAACAAUCGACGUUGAUAUGAGGCACGUCUCAAAGACGGAAUUCCUGGUAAUUUUGAAAUAUCUUCAUGGCUGUCCAUUCAACGAACUGUUCAAGCAUUGCAUUUUUCAAAAUCCUAUAGAGCUCAUAGAGCUGUCCCUUAACAUUAUUCAAGUUUGUGAUCAAAUUUUGUUAGGCGACUUAAAGCAUUAUUUGGAGAGCAUAUUGGUAGAUUUCAUUGAUGGUGGCACAGUUAUACCUUUGUUGAUCAACUCCUACAGACUAUCUUGCAUGCCCUUAGCCUUAGAAUGCUGUUGGUAUCUAUACAACAAUAUUGAUAUUCUCUUUUCAGAUAGAAACAUGAAGAUAAUUGCUGAUAACUUCGAUGAAACUUUGUGGACUACGCUAGAAGAGUUUGUCAGGAAUCUGAGAUUAAAGAAUAGUACGAUUCGCUUUCCCUCCUGGUAUGAUGAUGAAACUACAUCGCUAGAUCUUAUUCGUAUGUUUGACAACAAAAAGGACAAAUUCAAUGAAAUGUUUAUGGGUCGCGAAAACUCUUUCAAGCCAGUUUUUGAUCUGAAUGGGCAGCCGAAGGCUAGAGCAGGCAGUUCAAGAAAAACUUCCGAUAGAAGAAAAUCAUCGUCUUCAGGUACAAGGAAAGUAUCAAUAUCUCAGGAAGAUUUGACAAAUAUUAGGAGGCCUUCGGUCUCAGUCACUGAUUUCCGAAGGCCGAGCUUUACCAAUAUUAACUAUGGUAAUCUUGGCAAGAGUAGCGAAAGUGCUAUCGAUGAUGAGGUACAAGAUGGCGAAGGAAAAGGUUUUAUAACAGUCACGAAAAUUAAGCGUAAGAAAUCAUCAUCCCAAGAAAUAAAUUCUUCUUUGGAUCUUCAAAAAGAUUUAAGCACCCGAUUGGAAAAUGUUGUUAAAUUUGAAAAAACAACUACCAUCGUCACAUCUUCUGCACCAGCCUCAUCGUCAUCCCAGAGAAGUGCAUUGUUUCCGGCGCUUUCGAAAGCUCUUCACACUUCGGUUAAUAUAGAUAAAUCGUCGGUUACACCAAACGUUGAACCUCCUAACGCACCUUUUGCUUCUGUAAAAAAAUUGUCACAGAAGGAGAGAAUGAAAUUACUCGCAGAGGAGAAAAGUCAACAAACUGCCGAACAGAAAAAGAAACCUGUCUGGGGUGGUUCAGCAUCUAAGAAAUCUGUCGCAGGAUCUAAUGGAUCUUCUACAAACAAAUUCCCCUCUAUUUCUGAAUCACUUCAGCAAGCGCCAGCAAAGCGGAAAUCAUCUGCCGUUAGCUUAACAAGCACCGGUACAAGUGCAACUAUUCCUCUGUAUCUUAAUAAUGCACGAAAGAUGGAACCUACACCAACACGUUCCAUAAGAGAAACUAUGGAGGAAGAACGGUUUGCUAAGUGGUGGGCUGAAGAGUCUGCUAAAGUUCAAGAAAAUUUGAAGAGGCAGGAGGAAGCAGGACGAAGUCUUUUUGAUGGAGUCCACGAUCCAGCUCAGAAACCUCCAAAGAAACACGUCAAGGACAAAAGACAGCGUAGACCGAGAAACAAGUUCAAAGGCAUUAAGACCACGACGCUGUAA
Lachancea fermentati is the source of this 4218-nucleotide messenger RNA. The record is from the annotation of a GenBank genome assembly. NCBI's taxonomy places the organism in Eukaryota, Fungi, Ascomycota, Saccharomycetes, Saccharomycetales, Saccharomycetaceae.